Neoarius graeffei (lesser salmon catfish) is the source of this 1058-nucleotide messenger RNA. Its product is annotated as glutathione S-transferase Mu 3-like. Lineage: Eukaryota; Metazoa; Chordata; Actinopteri; Siluriformes; Ariidae. Gene Ontology annotation, molecular function: glutathione transferase activity. The transcript is spliced from 8 exons. The coding region runs from base 77 to 733 and encodes 218 amino acids. Gene Ontology annotation, biological process: glutathione metabolic process. The record is from RefSeq and is a predicted model, not a curated record.
GCUGGAAGUGACACCAGAGGGUGGGUGGAGCUGGGAGUGUUAUCCGCUGUGCAGUUCUGUUGUGUUUCUGACGACGAUGAUGAAGUUGGCUUACUGGGAUAUUCGAGGGCUUGCUCAGCCCAUUCGCCUGCUGUUGGAGUACACUGGCACUGAAUGGGAAGAUAAAUUCUAUUCCUGUGGUGAAGCUCCCAAUUAUGAUAAAAGCUGCUGGUUUGAUGAGAAAGCCACGCUUAAAAUGGACUUUCCUAAUCUGCCCUACCUUGAGGAUGGCGAGAGGAAGAUUGUGCAGAGUAACGCCAUCCUGAGAUACAUUGCCCGCAAACACAACCUCUGUGGAGAGACGGAGGACGAGAAGAUCAGAGUGGAUAUCCUGGAGAAUCAGGCAAUGGACUUCCGCAACGGUUUCGUCAUUCUCUGUUAUCGAGAUUAUGAUACCAUGAAGCAAGGCUACUUGGAUGCACUGCCAGGAACUCUGAAGCAAUUCUCUGCAUUUUUGGGGGAGAGGAAGUGGUUUGUUGGUGAUAAGAUCACAUUUGUGGACUUCGUCAUGUAUGAAUUGUUGGACCAGCACCGCAUGUUUGAGCCCAAAUGCCUGGAUGACUUCAAGAACCUCAAAGAUCUCCUCGACAGAUUUGAGGCACUUGAGAAGAUCUCGGCAUACAUGAAAUCAAGCAGGUUCAUGAAAACACCUGUCAACAACAAGAUGGCAAAGUGGGGAAACAAGAAGGAGUGAAGACUGGCACGCUUUUGUGAUGGUCCUCUGAAGUACUGCUACUGCAGGUGACGUUAAUGGAGUUUUUGUCAAGCAGUGUUCUAAAUCGCCUUCAAAAGCCUUAAAAUGUAAAAAACAGUGUGUAAUCAAAUUAUGUGAACGUAUUUUGGAAAGAACGUGAAUAAAGACAAGUACAGCACUUAUAAUUUCAAUUCGAAUUGUUUAAAGGAGGGGAAAAAAGAUGACUUGUUUAAAAGUUUGAUGCUUUUGUUAACUACUUUUAAAAAUGACAUUGUACUCCAUUCUUAUUUUCACACAAUAAAAACAGGAAGUUUUUUGUUCAUUA